Molecule: messenger RNA, 1068 nt
Organism: Brassica oleracea var. oleracea
Lineage: Eukaryota; Viridiplantae; Streptophyta; Magnoliopsida; Brassicales; Brassicaceae
Product: AP-5 complex subunit zeta-1
Exons: 9
Coding region: 1-906 (301 amino acids)
Cellular component (GO): AP-5 adaptor complex
Source: RefSeq, a predicted model, not a curated record
AUGAAUGAUCAAGACGGAGACUGGAAUUAUCAUCUCAGGAUCCUAACCAACAGCGCGCGUGAUUCCACGGAUCCUGCUUCCGAUCCAUCUGUGCUACAAUCAAAUAAGGUCUUCCAACGCUCUGUUGCUUCGCUGACUCAGUCCGAGACAGGGACCUCCAAAGGUCUUCUCUUGCUAGCCAUUCUUCAGUUUUUUCUUGAUUUUGGAGAUAUGGUUCUGCACGAUGCUGACCCGAGUUUGAGGACUUUCUUCCGCUCCUGUCUUAGCCGUGAGUUCUCGGAUGCUGCUGUUGCGGAGGCAACUUGUGAGUUUCUUAUCGAGAAUAAGAGAAAGCUCUUGGCGUCUUUCCCUAACUUACUCUCUCAGUUUUUCCCGUUGUUGCUUAAGCUCAUUGCCUGGAACUGGGAGAAGUUGGAGAAGUCCUUCCUGAAGAUAUUUCCAGGACUGAUAUCACCUGGGUCAUUUCUUCCUCUUUUUCCAUCCAUUCUAGACUUGCCAAUGCUGGUUGUGGCGCUAGAAAAAGUGAAAAGGAGCUCGGGGUCAGGGUCAAGGGUCGGAGGUAGCAUUGCUUCAAUCCAGAAGAGUGCAGCUCCUGAGAUGCUUCUUGCCCUUAUGGAUGAAGCCUAUACCGGUUCAACCAUCGGAGACGGAGGGGAUGACUCAGAGUCCGAAGAUAACAAUACAAUAGACGUAGCUGAUCCUCUGUUUCUUGAGCUUCUCAAGGACGAAAAUGAUGGUCUAGCUGAACGACACCUAGCUUCUCCUGCAUUAAACGCAGCGCUGCAGGCUGCUGCGAGUGGUCCUUGGUCAGAGAGGAUGAAGCAGACACUUAAGAUUGCUCCUAGACUUCUUGAUGUUUACUUUAGUGUUACCUUGCGAGAUGCUAAUGACUGUAAAUUCAUUUAAAGCAGUGUUCUUAAGUUUUCGAAAGAGGAUAGGUUAAUCACCAACUUAGAGUUAGUAAUGAUUUUAUCUUUUUUGCAGCUCUGAUAUGUGCAUUAAUCCCUCUACUCAUGACAAGGAACUCUACUUUAUUUAGAAUACAACACUAUCAUUCAAGUUGCUUCA